Molecule: messenger RNA, 12086 nt
Organism: Amyelois transitella
Lineage: Eukaryota; Metazoa; Arthropoda; Insecta; Lepidoptera; Pyralidae
Gene: Nf1
Product: neurofibromin
Exons: 67
Coding region: 83-8371 (2762 amino acids)
Biological process (GO): regulation of GTPase activity
Source: RefSeq, a predicted model, not a curated record
GAAAGGUGAAGGACGAAGAUGGAACCGUAAAUUUAUUUUGUUUAUAUUUUUUUAUAUCAAUAUUUAGUAAUAUUUGCUCAUCAUGGGGACGCAAAAGCCUGGCGAAUGGGCUAAUUCGCUCAUAGCAAGAUUUGAGGAACAGUUGCCCUACAAGACUGGAACACAAAACCUCCACUCUCGUAUCAAUGAAGAACAGUGCAAAGCCUGCCUGGUUCAGAUCAGUCGUCACCGAUUCUCCCUGGUCAUCGCGGGUCUUACAAAAAUAUUGCAACGUGUUAAUGAACUGUAUCAACCUACAAUAUCAACGGGCCUAAACCGUCCCCAAACGGAGCUGGAGAAGGGUUACCACGACAGCCUGGUGAUCGUGCUGGACACGCUGGAGAUCUGCCUCAGCUCCCAGCCGAAAGACACCACUAAAUAUGACGAAGCCAUGAAUGUUAAGAUCUUGCUGCGGGAGUUGGCGCAGUUCAUUGAUAUGCGCAAUGAGAACGUAGUGAACAACACCCUGUUGCGCCAGCUGGCCAGUAAAGUGCUGUUCGCGCUCAGCCUAAAUUUCUUCAAUGCAGUAUUCAACAGGAUCAGUGCCAGGCUUCAGGAAUUAUCAUCUAGCUCAGAAGAAAACCCCGAUUAUACAGAUAUAGAGUUAAUACAACACAUUAAUGUUGAUAUAUUACGGCUUAUACGGCUACUGACAGAGUCUAUUCAAAAGUUUAAGUUAUUGAGAAAGUCCGCACACAUAGUUCUGGUGUCGUCUUUGGAGAAAGCUAUCUGGAACUGGAUGGAUACCUACCCCCAGGAAUUCGCAGAAGUCCAAUCUCGGCCUAACGAGGAGUUGAGCAAGUGUUGCGACACACUCUUCGACAUUUUGCAAGACAGUUUCUCGGAUAAUAAAAAGUCUAGGGUCGCCAUGUGGCCGCUUCAGAUCAUGCUGUUGGUGCUCAACCCUAAAGUUCUAGAAGAAAUCGUAAACGCCGAUAGCGGAGCGCCGUGCAGCCCGAGACACACGAAGAAGAAGCAUUUCAUUGAUUCCGUGAAGAGGGGACUCAGUCCCCAAAACAAUUCGAAGCAGAUGACCGAAGCGGCCGUGGUGACGUGCGUGAAGCUGUGCAAAGCCUCUACGUACCUGAUAGCAGACUCCGGGAACGUCACAUUUGUUCUCGUCAAAUCUGUCAUUAAUGAUUUGAAGUCCCUCCUGUUCAACCCGUCGAAGUCUUACAUCCGUGGCAACCUGAUCUCCGGCUACUCGGAGCUGGACCUCAUGACGGACUGCUUCGUCUCCCUGUUCAGGAUCAUGCCGCACAACAAUGACGCCCUCAAAGUCUGCCUCAACCUCUCCACUCACAUCUCUUAUCACUAUGUCAUCGUCAACUCUUUGCUCAGGAUAAUAAAGCAGCCGCGCCUGCCGUGGUGGCCUCAGAUAGAGCUGCUGUACCCGCGCGCGGCGGAGCUCCGAGCCAUGUUCACGGACACCCUCAACAAAGCCACCCAGGGUUACAUAGUCCACACGCCCCUCCGCAUGAUAUCGCUGUCACUGAGCAAGUCCAAAGAGGUCCAGUCGAAGUUCAACAAGUCUGAGGAGAUGCCCGCGUACAGGAACCUUCUCCUGUGCAUGGUCAAGUUGAUCCAUGCCGACCCCAUGUUGAUGCUCAGCAAUCCUGGACGGUCGGGCGUGGAGAUCCAGUCGUCCACCACGGAGCUGAUCAACGGGCUGGUGUCGCUGGUGCACCAGACCGGCAUGGGGGAGAUCUCGCAGGAGGCCAUGGACGCGCUGCUGGCGCUGCACCGCGCUGACAGGGUGCACAUGUGGAACCCAGAAGCGCCACUCAACACCUUUUGGGACAUCAGCUCUCAAGUCCUGUACAACAUAAGCCAGAAGCUGAUCCAGCGUCAGAUCUGCAACUACCGCGAGGUGCUGCGCUGGCUGCGCGACAUCCUCACGUGCCGCAACGAGUUCCUCGCCAAGCACAAGGAGUACGCCAACGUGGGCUCGCAGAUACCCAUCUGUAAGCAGGCGCACAUCAAGCUGGAGGUGGUAUUCUUCAUGUGUCUAUGGUCGAUAGACACGGACGUAGUGCUAGUGGCCAUGUCGUGCUUCGCGCUGCUGUGCCAGGAGGCGGACAUCCGGUGCGGCUCCGACGAGAUCAGCACGCAGUGCCUGCUGCCCAACUACGCGGUGUUCCAAGAGAUCGCGCACACUUGCAGCGUCCUUACUACUGGUUCCGCGGCACUGCAGAAGCGGAUAAUGGCGCUGCUGAGGAAGAUCGAGCACUGUGUCAAUGGCGUGCAGCCGGUGUGGGAGGAGACCUUCCGAUGCUGGGACUCCCUAUGCAAACUGCUCCAGAAAUAUCCCAAAGGCCAGGGGGAGAAGUUGGACGAUUGCCAAGUGGAGGCCUUACAUCGAGCUGUGGCCAAGAGGCGGGUGUCGCACCAUACCAGCAGCGAACACGACUUUGAGUUGCAAGUACAAGAGUGGGCCAAUAUAACGUCGUUCUUAUGCGCGUUGGGAGGCGUCUGUCUUCAGCGGAGACCCGCCGCCUUGUGGCCGCAUUUGCAUUCACAUGACUCGCGGAAGUAUAACGUGUUGGCGAACAGUUCACAAGAGGUUCAGUACUGCCCUGUCACACAGUUCAUAGGUCAGCUUCUGCGUCUGCUCCUCUGCAGCAACGAGCGUUUCGGCCAACAGAUCCAGACCCACGUGAAGGAGCUGGUCGGCCACGAGAUGUCGCCGGCGCUGUAUCCGAUACUGUUCGAUCAGAUCAAGGCGAUCAUUGACAAGUUCUUUGAUCAGCAGCAGCAGGUGAUGCUGACAGACAUAAACACGCAAUUCGUGGAGCACACAAUAUUCAUUAUGAAAAGCAUACUGGACAACAAGAAGAGCGUUCAGCCCACGGAACAUCUCAGCACUACGUCUAUUGAGGGGCUCAUGUUGGCCAUAGUGAGGUACGUCCGCCAUCUUGACAUGACUGUGUUGUCGGUUCACAUAAAAACGAAGCUCUGUCAAGUCGUCGAAGCCAUGAUGAGGAGAAGGGAUGACCUAGCUUUCAGACAGGAAAUGAAGUUUCGCAACAAAAUGGUAGAGUACGUGACGGAUUGGGUUCUGGGAACCAGCCACCAGAUAGCGCCACCACUGAGGGCCGACGCGUCAUCUAUAACCAGAUACCUGGUAUGCUGUAGGGAAUUGGACCAGGCUUGUAUGGAAGCGGUGGCCGCUUUACUCAAAGGGUUGCCGUUGCAACCUGAAGAAUCCGAUAGGGGAGACCUCAUGGAGGCGAAGAGUCAGCUGUUUUUGAAAUAUUUCACCCUGUUCAUGAACCUGCUGAACGACUGCAACGAGGUGGAGCUGGCCGAAGGUCCAGGGCGGCUGGAGACGCUGAGGAACGCCACCAUCCAGGCCAUGUCCAACUUGCUCAGCGCCAACAUCGACAGCGGACUCAUGCACAGCAUCGACCUGGGGUACCACCGCGACCUGCAAACCCGCGCCGCCUUCAUGGAGGUGCUGACCAAGAUCCUGCAGCAGGGCACGGAGUUCGACACCCUGGCCGAGACCGUGCUGGCCGACAGAUUCGAGCAGCUGGUGCAGCUGGUCACCAUGAUCUCUGAUAAGGGCGAGCUGCCAAUCGCGAUGGCUCUCGCGAACGUUGUGAGCACGUCGCAAAUGGACGAGCUGGCGCGCGUGUUCGUCACACUGUUCGACGCCAAGCAUCUGCUGGCGCCGCUGCUGUGGAACAUCUUCUACAGGGAGGUGGAGGUAUCAGAUUGUAUGCAGACGCUUUUCCGUGGCAAUUCCCUCGGCAGCAAGAUAAUGGCGUUCUGUUUCAAGAUUUACGGACAUUCGUAUUUGCAGUCCCUGUUAGAGCCACUCAUAAACAACUUAUUGGAGAAAGCUGCCAAUGAACCCGACCUCAGUUUUGAGGUAGACCCGGCCAGAUUGGACGCCAACCAAGACAUAGAGCUGAACCGUGCGCAGUUAACCGACCUCACGAAAGAGGUGUUCGAUCGUAUCGUGAACUCGGCUGAUAAGUUCCCGCCGCAGCUGCGUAGCAUGUGCCAUUGCUUGUACCAGGUGCUGAGCAAGAGAUUCGCGCAGUUCCCGCAGACCAGCGUGGGCGCGGUCGGCACCGUCCUCUUUCUGAGGUUCAUCAACCCCGCUAUUGUGUCCCCACAAGAGAUGGGCAUAGUCUCACGUCCUGUACCACCUGCGGUGAAACGCGGCCUCAUGUUGAUGUCCAAGAUUCUGCAGAACAUCGCGAACCACGUGGAAUUCUCCAAGGAACAGCACAUGCUGCCCUUCAACGACUUGCUCAGGGUGCACUUCGAGCAAGGAAGGAAAUUCUUCAUCCAAAUAGCGUCCGACUGCGAGAGCGCUGACCAGCAGUCGCACAACCUGUCGUUCAUCAGCGACGUGAACGUGGUGGCGCUGCACCGGCUGCUGUGGAACCACCAGGAGCGCAUCGGCGACUACCUGUCCUGCAGCCGCGACCACAAGGCGGUCGGCAGGCGGCCCUUCGACAAGAUGGCCACUCUACUAGCGUAUUUGGGACCGCCGGAGCACAAACCUGUAGAGUCCACAUCCGGCCUCCUCUUCUCCUCGUACGCCCGCUGGUCCUCCAUCGACAUGUCGUCAACCAACUUCGAGGAGUUCAUAGUGAAGCACAACAUGCACGAGAAGGAGGAGUUCAAGAGCAUCAAGAGUCUGAACAUCUUCUACCAGGCGGGGACCAGCAAGAACGGGAACCCCGUGUUCUACUUCAUCUCCAGGAGAUACAAGAUCGGCGAAGUGAACGCGGACCUACUCAUCUACCACGUGAUCCUGACUUUGAAGCCGUUCUGCCAGCAACCGUUCGAGCUGAUCGUCGACUUCACUCACACAAACUCUGACAACAGAUUCAGGACGGAUUUCCUGCAGAAAUGGUUCUCGGUCCUACCUGAAGUGGCAUACAUCAACAUACAAGCCUGCUACAUAUACAAUUGUAACAGUUGGGUGCGGGAGUAUACUAAGUUCCAUGAGACUAUAUUGGCACCAUUGAGGAACAAUCGCAAGCUGGUCUUCAUAGACAACCACAGCCGCCUCAGCGAGUACGUGGACAGCGAGCAGCAGAAGUUACCCGGGGCCACGUUGGCUUUGGAAGAGGACUUGAAAGUUUUCAAUAACGCGUUGAAACUUUCGCAUAAGGACACCAAAGUUGCUAUCAAGGUGGGACCUACAGCCCUGCAGAUCACAUCAGUGGAAAAGACCAAAGUGCUGGGUUUACCCGUCUUAUUGAACGACGUGUAUUACGCCUCCGAAAUCGAUGAGGUUUGCCUCGUGGACGACAACCAAUUCUCCUUGUCCAUCAUCAACGAAGCGACUCCACUCAGCUUCAUACACAACGAUUGUGACAACAUCGUUCAGAGCAUCAUUCACAUAAGGAACCGGUGGGAGUUGAGUCAGCCGGAUUCCGUGACAGUCCACCAGAAGAUCCGGCCGAAGGACGUCCCGGGGACGCUUCUCAACAUGGCGCUGCUCAACCUCGGCUCCUGCGACCCCAACCUCAGGACUGCGGCCUACAACCAGCUGUGCGCGCUCACCGCCACCUUCCAUCUGAAGAUCGAGGGUCAAUUGCUGGAGACUUCAGGUCUAUGCAUCCCUUCAAACAACACGAUCUUCAUAAAGUCUGUGAGCGAGAAACUGGCUCACAACGAGCCUCAUCUCACUCUGGAAUUCCUAGAAGAGUGUAUACAGGGCUUUCGAGGCUCCACGAUAGAGCUAAAACAUUUGUGCCUGGAAUACAUGACGCCGUGGCUUGCAAACCUUGUAAGGUUCUGCAAACCAUCAGAAGAAUCCCGCCGUCAGAAGCAGGUGGCCGGCAUUCUGGAGAAACUGAUAACCCUCACAAUAGAGGAGACGGAGAUGUACCCAUCAGUCCAGGCCAAGAUAUGGGGGUCCAUUGGUCAGGUGCCAGAGUUGAUUGAUAUGGUGCUAGACAGCUUUAUACAGAGGAGUGUUAAUUCAGGUCUUGGAUCUCCGAUGAUAGAGAUAAUGGCUGACACGGCAGUGGCGCUGGCUUCGGCCAACGUCCAACUGGUCUCCAAGAAGGUCAUAGGACGGAUGUGCAGGGUGGUGGACAAGACUUGUCACUCGCCGACAGCGAUGCUGGAACAGCAUCUGAUGUGGGACGACAUCGCCAUCUUGGCAAGAUAUUUGUUGAUGCUCUCCUUCAACAACUGCCUGGACGUGGCCCGCCAUCUUCCAUACCUGUUCCACACUGUGACCUUCCUAGUAUGCUCCGGUACUGUAUCGAUGCGCGCCGCGACCCACGGCCUGGUGAUCAACAUCAUACACUCUUUGUGCACAUGCAACACGCCCAGCUUCUCCGAGGAGACUCAACGUCUACUAAUGCUGUCAUUGGACGAGUUCGCGCUGCCCAAGUUCUACCAGAUGUUCGGCAUCUCCAAGGUGAAGUCUGCAGCAGUUACCGCCUUCAGGAGUGUGUACAGCAGGCACACGAGCGACUGCCGCUACUCGGAGCACUCGUACUCCGCUUGCACGGAAGCGUCGACGUCUAGCAGCGUCGGCCCCACUCCCCCUUCCGCCCCCCUCUCCUCAGACAGGGAGAGACUGCCGCUACAGUCCCUGGAGACGAUCUGCGACGCGCUGCUGGAGAUCAUGGAGGCCUGCAUGCGGGACAUACCCGAUUGUGAUUGGCUGUCCACCUGGACGUCGCUGGCGAAGAGCUUCGCGUUCUGCUUCAACCCCGCGCUGCAACCGCGGGCGCUCAUCGUGUUCGGAUGUAUCAGUAAGAACGUAACGGACGAUGACAUGAAACAACUCCUCAGAAUACUUGUCAAGGCGCUGGAGUCUUUCAACGACCUCGCACUGCUUGAAGCGCUCAUCAUGUGCCUGACAAGACUUCAACCUUUGUUGCAUCCGGAAUCACCCAUCCACAAGGCGUUGUUCUGGGUGUCGCUGUCCGUUCUGCAACUGGACGAGCCCACAUUGUACGCGGCCGGGUUGGCGCUGAUGGAGCAGAACUUGCACACUCUCGAUUCUCAGGGACAAUUCGAUACCAAGUCGCUGGAGAUAUCGUUGAUGGAGACUAGGGAUCCGUUGGAGUGGCAUUUCAAACAGCUUGACCAUGCGGUUGGAUUGAGUUUCCGUUCAAACUUCCACUUCGCCCUGGUCGGGCACCUGAUCAAGGGCUACCGGCACCCGCUGGCGGCCACCGUGUCGCGCACGUGCCGCGUGCUGUCCGCGCUGCUGGCCGUCACCGCGCGCCGCGACCGCGACAAGUUCGCCGUCACCACCGACACCGUCGCCUACCUCACUGCCCUCGUUUGCGUCAGCGAAGAAGUCCGUUCACGUUGUCACGUGAAACACUCUCUGCCAAAAUGGCUGCCAGAGAGUUGUGACCACUACUGUGUCACCGAGCAUGACCAUCAACAGGCGUCGCUGCUGAUGCAGCCGCCGUGCGCGGGCCGCCGGCAGAAGUCUUGGGACGUGCUUGAUCAGGCCGCCAUCUCCUCUGCGCAUGGAGGCAAAUCCCCGACGCUCCAGCAGUCCUCCAGCGGCGGCCACAGCCCCCACCUGGCCUCGGUGACGCACCAGGACAGCGAGGGGCGCGCGCACAGCAUGCAGCACGGCGCGGCGGGGGACGCCGCGCGCGCCGAGCAGGGCGGCGACGCCGACAGCGGGCUCGACGUGGUGGAAGAUGACGGCCGCAUUUCACCGAGCAGUACCGAUGACGUCACGGAACGACCCUCCUCCACCAAGUCCGGGGACAGUGACUACCCGGAGACUUCCACCAAGCAAGCGUCAACUGACAAAGAGUCGUCGAGUCCGGAGUCGAACAGCCUCCUCGACCCGUCGGUGCUGCAGGACUUCACCACUCAGGCGCUGGUGCUGACCGUGCUCGCGACGCUCGUCAAAUACACCACAGAUGAAGACGAAAUCAGGAUUCUGUACCAGUACCUGGCCGAAGGCUCUGUCGUGUUCCCGAAAGUGUUCCCGGUCAUACAUAGCCUGUUGGAUAUGAAGAUCAACCACGUCCUUAUGCAUUGUCACGACCAACUUAUACUCAGCGCCGUGCAAAGCAUCAUACAGAACAUGAUAGCUUCGGAGGACGCGAGCCAACAGCAGCUGCACUACAUGCAGAGCUGCGGCUUCGGGGGGCUCUGGAGGUUCGCCGGGCCCUUCACCAAGAACCAGUGCACAGCGGAGAGCAGCGAGCUGUUCGUGAACUGCCUCGAGGCCAUGGUGGAGACGUGCCUGCCCGGCGGCGACGAGCCGCUCGCCCGGGCUCCGCCCCCCGACCCCGACAAUCACGACCACGACCACAGAUACGCGGGUGUACUCCGGCAGCCCACACUGUAUUGUUCCAAUACAGACACAUAGCGAAAACCGAAAAACCGCGACUUCUCUACAAACACAUUGUAGUCGUCAGCGGGAGACGCUUCAAGGCAAAGCGUUUGCACGAAUAUGAUCUCUACGGCAAUUACUUUAAGAGCUAUCAGUAUUGCACUGCUAUUGAAACAAUAUUAAAUUGUUGUUUUAUAACGUUGGCGUCUGCGCGUACUGCCGCCAUUUUGAUUAAACUCAUGUACUGUACAGACUGCGUCAAUCAAAAGUAUCGAUGCGUUGUAAAUUUAAAAGAAUUCUUGCGAAAAAUUAAAUCUCCAAUUUUUAGAUUCUCUGGAAGAGAUUGUAUUAUGUGUCUGAACAUAUUUUGUGCGUCAUUUAAUAAAGAUUUUAAUUUUAUUAUGUGCCCUGUAAGGCAUUUUUUUUAAAAUCAAGAUUUUAUUAUCUUAUUGUGCAUUUACACAAAAGUGAGCAUUUUGUUGGCGCUGUCUGUACCUACAGUAAGAACGAAUAUCCAUGAUUUUUAUGGCCAACAUUGAACGUUAAACGGCGCUAAUGAUUGGAUAGUAAUAUUUAGUCCGUUUAGCCUACUUUUUAAUGUGUUAGUACAAAUUAAUUUAAUUUAUUACCUAUAUAAAUGUGCUUAAAAAAAGUAUGCUUUAUGUCGGCUACAUAUGGAGUCUCAUAAAGUUUCAAGGCACAAUUUGACGUAAUCUUGGAAUAACAAUGGUUUCACAAUUUAAAAGUUAUGCGGUAUGAUGAUUAUAUAACGUAACUCAGACUUCAAAUUAUGCCAAUUUGAGACUUAAAAUGGAGCUCUUUAGGUCGAAAGUCGUAAAGUAUUGUAGCCGAUAUUUAUCUGAGGUUUUUCUGUGUUUUUUUUUAAUUGGUGCUUAUUACUUAGUGCUGUUUGUUUAUUGUUAUGACACGCACACAUUUACAGUUAAUAUUAAAUAAAAGUUUAAAAAGUCUGUCACAUUGUCUUAUAUACAUACAUAUAUAUAGUAUGUUUUAACUUAAACUAUGAAAUUUUCUGCUGUUUUAUGACUGAUAGUGUCGCGUGAUUUUAUUUAUGUGACUUGUGGCGUAUAGAUUUCGCCACUGUACUCCCCCCAAGACCGGAGGUCUGAAGUCUUGAUCUUCUUGCUGUGCUUGCAAGCGCAAGUGCCAGUUGUCUUCCAGUGAGUCGGAAGUUGCUCGAAGUCCUAGUGAGUCAGGAGUGAGCCGUUGCGUUGCUCGUAGUCUGCGGUGAGUCGAGACAGUAGAGAGCGAAGUCGACUUGUUGGCGCCGGGAGAUAUCGUGCAGAGCUGCCACGCUGGAGAGAAGAGCGGCCGUCGAAGAGAUCCAGGCGUGGGCUGCGGUCGAUGCGUCGGUCGCUGAAGUCGAUGAGAGUGAGUGCGGGUGGAGACAGGACCAGGAAGCUCGGUGAGUCGGCUGCGAUGGACCUGCUGCGAUGCCCAGUUGCUGGCUUGCUGUGAGACUGCUUGCAGACUGAGGAGUGAUGAUGGUGAGGAUUGAAGUUGAUGAUGGAGAAGGUUGCUUCCAAUCACGUCGGUGUCACCAAGUAACUAAAUUUAGUGUAAUCUUCGAGAGUUCGAACUGACAUUCUAACUGGGUGAACCAUAACGCCGGUUCCUCGGGUCAAAAUGAUGGAACUCGUAUACCUACUCGCCAAACCUCGUCAAUUUUAUCCACUUUUUCCGAGACGGACAUUCCUAAUGAAUAUAAAAAUCGCUCACCGCUUGAAACAUGGACCAAACCCUUAAUCAUUUUGUUUUUCAGUCACUGAAAAUCAGUUUUGUUUUGUUUCUGGAAUUCGCUAGAUUUUGACAGAACUUUUUCUAGAACGUUUCAGAAAAAUUCAGAAGGAACAAAAAAUCUUAUUUGUCGGGGUCACCAAUGUAGCGGGAGCGAUGAUUCGGCUCGACUGCCACCAAAGGGAAGAUCUUCCUCCAGGCUGGUGUGACGCCUGGGGAACCGCGCGACACACGAGGUUGAGUCGGAGGUUGUGCUCCAGUCCGUGAAAUCUUUGCUUGCGCGAUUUAGAUAUUUCGCUGUUUUUUGACUGAUAGCGUCGCGUGAUUUUAUUUUUUAUUUUUGUGACUUGUGGCGUAUAGAUAGUUUCAUCAACAUGUCCAUGUUCUCGUACUGUUGAUCAACAACAAUCGGGGACGUCUUGGCAACAAAUCAAGUGAAGAUUUACCGAAACUGACGAACUUGCAUGAAGACAGUUAUGAAUGUGAAUGAAGCGAAAGAAGUAUGCCGGGAUCGUGGCAAGUGGAAAGAUGUAGUCUCUGCCGACCCCUCCGGGUUAUAUGUGAUUUAUAUAUGUAUGUAUGUUGAUCAACAUAAUCUUACCCCCUUCACGUUUUAUACAUAACGUUUCUCAGACGUCCUCUACUCUUAUUAGGACGUUGGCGAAACGUUUGUGGGUGAAACGUUAAGAAGGUGAAGAUUUCUGGUGAUCAACAAAACAUGGAUCAAUCGAAUGUUGAUGAGACGUUUCAGACUCUUAUCUGUUUGUCACCUCAUGUUCUCCCCUUAACCAAUAAUUUAGCAAGUAAAAAAGUUGGAAUACCUAGAAAAAAAAUAAGCGUAGAUAUAUUGUCUUACCCAUAAGUGGCACUAAAAUAAUUUAUUCCGUAAAACAGCACUUAUAAAUUUUGGCAAAAUAUUUUUAAUAUUAUAGUUGGCACUAAAUAAUUUUUUAGGUAAGAAAAUAUAGUUUAAUAAGAAUAAUGACCCUUUAUAAGAUCUCUGUUGAUGUAAUCCAGAUCUGAUUAAAUUAAGGCCUAAACUUAAAACAGUGAUAGACUGUCUGCCCCAUAGUUAACACUCUUUUUAAGAUAUACAUAUAUUAUAUAUAAAACAAUUGCUUUAAUUAAAUGCUAAUUUAUUUUGAUAGUAAUAGAAGGAAUUUCCUAUUACUAAAUAACCCCUUAUGUGGAAUUAAGAGUUUAGUCUCUCGUCUAUUUUGUGCAAAACUAUUUUUUUAAUGAUAGGUAUUUGGAUUUCUUCCAGUCAACUAAAAUUAUUAUUUAUUUGUUUAUACAUUAUUUUCCAAGGAUAAUGUUAUGUCAGUUCAAUAUUAUGACUAAUUGGUUAAUGACAUGAAAUUAAAUAUCAGGUGUGGAAAUAUUAUAUUGUAAAUAUUACUGUCUCGUUCCUGUCGAUGUUAUAUAAAAGAUAUAACGUUAUAAUCGUUACAGUGUAGUGUUGUUGUCUACGUAGUUACAUUUUUUUUAAACUGUGCUAACUCUAUUUUUUAUUCCAAACUGGUUUAAUGUUGGGACAUUAUAAGUUUAAUACAUGUUUCAAUUUUGUGAUUAUUAAUUUUUAUUAUAAAAUUAAAUUAUGAUGAUGUGCUAUUUGCCAAGUUGAAAUUUUAAAAAUAUGUGGUGUUAAAUGUAAUGUAGAACAUUAAAUGUAUCCAUUUAGGUAUCUUAAAGCUAUACGGUAAUUCUUUGUGGUAUAGAAACAUGCUUAAACAGAUUGAAUUGUUGAUUAUGUCCAAACAAUGUGCAUAAUUAUUAUGUUAUUUCGACUUUUUCUUGUAUUUUAGCAGAAAAAGUCCAUAGAAAAGAACAUUUGCUAUCAAAAUGUAAUUUAUUUUUUACAUUAAGUACUAUAUUUUGUUAGACACACAACUAACAGUUGUCCAGUAUUAUUAUAAAUAAGAAAUUUUAUCAAUAGAACUAUUUUAUGUCAGAUAUAUUUAUCUUUCGAUGUAUUUAGUAAAAGGAUGUGUAA